CCUGCUUCCUGGAGGAGAUUUGCUUUCCAAAUGCUGCAAAGCAGCUUCGCGGACCUUCUUCCCCGGAGCAACCUGCGCGGCGGAGUCACCCUCACAGGUACCCUUUCCUGCAAAGGUCCUACUCCUGCCCUGCUCGCUGUUCCUCCCCAUUAUUUACUUCUGCUCCCUCUCCUUCCUUGAAGGAAUGGUCAUAUCCGGGCUAAAUGCACAUAAAUAGAAAGGUGGGCACGUGGGCACAUGAAAUGCACGCAGCUCAGUGGUGGUGAUUGUUGUUUAGUCGUUUAGUCGUGUCCAACUCUUGGACCAGAGCACGCCAGGCAUUCCUGUCUUCCACUGCCUCCCGCAGUUUGGUCAAACUCAUGCUGGUAGCUUCGAGAACACUGUCCAACCAUCUCGUCCUCUGUUGUCCCCUUCUCCUUGUGCCUCCAUCUUUCCCAGCAUCAGGGGCUUUUCCAGGGAGUCUUCUCUUCUCAUGAGGUGGCCAAAGUAUUGGAGUCUCAGCUUCAGGAUCUGUCCUUCCAGUGAGCACUCAGGGCUGAUUUCCUUCAGAAUGGAGAGGUUUGAUCUUCUUGCAGUCCAUGGGACUCUCAAGAGUCUCUUCCAGCACCAGAAUUCAAAAGCAUCAAUUCUUCGGCGACCAGCCUUCUUUAUGGUCCAGCUCUCACUUCCAUACAUCACUACUGGGAAAACCAUAGCUUUAACUAUACAGACAAUUGGUAUGAUGCCCCUAUUUUCAUUGGAGAAAUGUUGGAGGGUAUGGAAUAGGGUAUGCAUAGAGCCAUAGAACUGUAGAAUUGGAAGGGACCCCGAGAGUGCAGGAAUCCAUGACAGGUGGCCACCGAACCUCUGCUUAAAAAAACCUCUAAUGCAGAAGUUUAGUCAUCGUUAAGAGUGGGUUUCUGUCAAUCAUUUUUUGCGCGCGAUCUCCUUCUGCACAGUGACAGCCGCGGCUCCUUCCUUCCUUUCCUUGCCAUCCGUUUUUUUCAAAAUGCUUCCUGAUUCUCUGCUCUGUGUCACUGUUGCUACUGCAACUCUGCAACAGCAGGGACAGCCCUCUAGUUAUUCUCAAGGAGAUCCUUCUCUUUCAGCAGCAGAGGGAGGGUCUCACCCCUCCCCCUCUGCUCCCAAGUGAUGAGACCCUCCUUUCUACCCCACCCUGGGCCUCGCCUCCCAAUUUAUUCCCACUCCCAAUCCAUUCAAUACUCCGUCUUUCCCGUUCUUUGCUUGGGUCUUAUUUUACCAUUUAUAUAACAACAACAACAACAACAAUUUAUUAUUUAUACCCCGCCCAUCUGGCUGGGCUUCCCCAUCCACUCUGGGCGGUUUCCAACAAAAUACUAAAAUACAGUAAUGCAUCAAACAUUAAAAGCUUCCCUAAACUGGGCUGCCUUCAGAUGUCUUUUAAAGAUAGGAUAGCAGCUUAUUUCCUUCACAUCUGAAGGGAGGGUGUUCCACAGGGUGGGCGCCACUACCGAGAAGGCCCUCUGCCUGGUUCCCUGUAACCUCACUUCUCACAAUGAGGGAACCACCAGAAGGCCCUCUACGCUGGACCUCAGUGUCCGGGUAGAAAGAUAGGGGUGGAGACACUCCUUCAGGUACACAGGACCGAGGCUGUUGAGGUCAGUACCAACACUUUGAAUUGUGCCUGGAAAUGUACUGGGAGCCAAUGUAGGUCUUUCAAGACCGAUGUUAUGUGGUUUUGGGGCUGCUCCCACUCACCAGUCUAGCUGUUCUUUCCGUGCAGAUUCUCCUCUCUCAGUGUAUUGUGUGGCUCUGACUGUUUGUGAGUGUAUGCUAAAGGUGACUUGAGAGUGUGUGUCUCCUCAUUUGUUUGUGUGCAUGCAUGCAGGCUGUGUGUUAGAACCCUGUGUCUGAUUUUUCCCCUAUGUGUGCGCACAAAAGGUGUGAGUUUGGAAUGCGUACCUCAUUCUGUGUGCAUGCACGCAUGCCCGAAGGAUGUGAGUAGAAUUGUGCCUCUGAUUUUUUGAGUUAAAAGUGUGAGUUAGGAGUGUGUGUGUGUGUUGGGAAUGUGCCAUGUUCUGUUCUAAGGUUAUGCGUUAGAAAUGUGUUUCUGAUCGUGUUUAUGGUUCUGCAUGUCUGGUCCUGCCCGCUGUCGAAAUACAGCCUCCGAGAGGUUUCCACUUAAGUAAUCUGGCCCUCAGGCCGACAGAGGUUUCCCAACCUGUUCUUGCACGUAACAGGUUGGGGGAAAUGGCGUCCCUGCCCAGGCAGCUCACAAGACGAGACCCGCUUAGCACCACCUAUCAAAUUGCAUAAUGUACCUUCUACACCGUUCUCUCAGAUUCCUAGUUUCCCUGCUUCUGGCCGUGUUUCCCAAGCGGCUUACAAAACAAGACAAGGAAGCUCCACUAAUCAAAAGCCAGGCUUCUGCUUUAAUUGUACAGUCAUACCUCAGGUUAUGACGCAGGUGGCGCUGUGGGUUAAACCACCGAGCACAGGACUUGCCGAUCAGAAGGUCAGCGGUUCGAAUCCCCGCAAUGGGGUGAGCUCCCGUUGUUCAGUCCCUGCUCCUGCCAACCUAGCAGUUCGAAAGCACAUCAAAGUGCAAGUAGAUAAAUAGGUACCACUCCGGCGGGAAGGUAAACGGUGUUUCCAUGCGCUACUCUGGUUUGCCAGGAGCGGCUUAGUCAUGCUGGCCUCAUGACCCGGAAGCUGUACGCCGGCUCCCUUGGCCAAUAAAGCGAGAUGAGCGCUGCAACCCCAGAGUUGGUCACGACUGGACCUAGUGGUCAGGGGUCCCUUUAUCUUUACCUUUACCUCAGGUUACAGACCCUUCGGGUUGCACGUUUUUGGGUUGCACACCUCCCCGAACCCAGAAGUACCGGAACAGGUUACUUCUGGGUUUCGGCGCUUUGCGCAUGCGCAGAAGCACCGAAUCGCAACCCGUGCGUGCGCAGACGCGAUACUGCGGGUUGCGAAUGCUGCAGGUUGCGAAUGUGCCUCCCACACAGAUCACGUUCGCAACCCGAGCGUCCACUGUACAGGCAACUCCCCACUUGCACAUGAUGUACUUAUGUGCAACUGUGUACACUUGCGGCACAGGGAACCCAGAAAGGGAAGUGGACCCUCCACAGAGCCUCUCCCAGGUGCUCCCCACUUCUAGGUUCCACUUCCGGGUUUCCAGCGCUGCGAUGUGCUCAAUCACACACAAGCAGAUCAUGUGCUAGUGGGAGCUGCUUGUAUUAUUAUUCUUUUAAAUUUGCUUUUCGACUUCCUUAAAAACUGUGAUGUUGGUCAGCCUGGAGAAAUCUGCUUUGUGGCCCAAUUUUGAACCCUUGCCAAUAUUUGCAAAUGUGUUUUUGGUGGUUUUUAAUUGCUUUUAAUAGGCUUUCCACCUUAUUUUAAAUUGUAUUGUUUUGACAUUUUGAUGAGUGCCACUCUGGGCUACUUUGUUUUUUGUUUUUGUUUUUUUAAUAAUCUUCAUUAAUUUAAAUUACACACAUAUUCAAAGAAUUUGCAAUCUCAUACUACAAAAAGAAAAUUAAAGAAAAAUCAAGAAAAGAAGAAAAUACAGAAAACAGAAAGAAGAAAAAGCAGAUUUACGUGCAUUAAAAAACUUACCGUAUUUUUCGCACCAUAGGACGCACCGGACAAUAGGACGCACCUUGUUUUAGAGGGGGGAGAACAAGAAAAAAAAAUUCUCCCCCUCUCUGCCCAGCGCCCCUUCAGUGAAGCGGCAGGAGGCGCUGCGCAGAGAGAGGGAGAAUUUUCCCCCUCUUGUUUUCCCACUCUAAAACAAGGUGCCGUUUAAAACAAGGUAGCCGUUCAGGCGGCUACCUUGGAAGCCUGGAGAGCGAGAGGGGUCGGUGCACACCGACCCCUCUUGCUCUCCAGGCUUCAGGUUCCUUUCGACCUGCUCUUUGGGGCUGGUGGGGGGGAGCCCCCCACCAGCCCCAAAGAGCAGGACAGGGAGGAGCGGAAAGGCGCAGCGGAGAGGCUGCUGCCAUAGCCGCGCAUCACCUCUCCAGCCGGGAGAGGGUCGCGGGGCUAUGGCGUCUUCGCUCCAUAGGACGCACACACAUUUUCCCUUCAUUUUUGAAGGGGAAAAAGUGCGUCCUAUAGAGCGGAAAAUACGGUAAUCUUCCUAAGUAAUACUUAAAUAAACACUUAAAUAAAAAAGACUUCUGACAAAACGAGUCUUCCAAUCAUCUCAUUGUACUGUUUAUACUGUCAUCGUUCCUUUCGCACAGUUUUAUAUUCUUUAAUAUUGUUCCUGUCUACUCCACAAACAGUAUUUGUUGGGUUUACAAGUAUCACUCAAGUUGUGCUAAUAUGGUGCGGUUGGUACAAUAUGAUCUUAUAUAAUCUGGGCUACUUUGGGUGGGAUGCAAAUUGAAUAAACAAAGAAGCAUGGCCGGCAGGCCAAAGGGUUCCCCCAUCACAGGGUAAAAUAGCUAGGCCCUUGCAAAAUGCCAAUAGCAGCUGACCUUUCUUACUGUCUCUUAAACAGGGUUGUUUGCUACUUACACAGAGCUCUUUUGAUUUGAUUUGCAUCUGAAGAAGUCGACAGCAAGGCAGGAGUGACCGUGAAGGAUGGCUCAAGUCUGGACCAGCAGUGGGAUCCGCUUCUUGUUUUAAUGCCCCCUCUCAAAGAGACCCAAAUAUGGUGCCACAUCAGACAUUAAGGAAACGGAUCCUUUCCGGAUUCCUCAGGAAAGAACUCCUGUUCAGCGCUGCGUUCACCAUCAGGCUCGCUCUUGUCUUCUACGGAGUUUAUCAGGACAGGACGAUGCUGGUGAAAUAUACGGACAUCGACUAUCAGGUCUUCACCGAUGGCGCCAAGUACGUCACGGAAGGGAAAUCUCCCUACCUGAGAGCCACUUACCGUUACACCCCGCUGCUGGCCUGGAUCUUGACCCCAAACAUUCACUUGACUGAUCUGUACGGAAAGAUCCUUUUUGUUGCUGGGGAUAUGGUUGCUGCUUACCUCAUCUACGAGAUCCUGCUUCUCAGAGGCCUGGGAGACAGGGAGGCUUGUGGCUGCUGUGCUUUCUGGCUCCUCAACCCCCUGCCAAUGGCCGUGUCCAGCCGGGGGAAUGCGGAAUCUCUCAUCGCAAGCCUGGUCCUUGGCACCAUGUACUACGUGGAGAAGAGGCGCUUAGUGAUGGCAGCCGUUCUUUACGGCCUCUCCGUGCAUAUGAAGAUUUACCCGGCGACCUAUGCAUUGCCGUUAGCCCUUCAUCUGCAAAGCUGCGGGAACCCCGAGCGAAGAGAAGCAAACAUUUCGAAGGGGAAGCUCUCGCUCGCCGGCGACUUCCUGCGGCCUCUCUUAAGGCUGUUGUCCAGCCGCGACGUCCUGGUUUUCGGGACGGUGGCCGGUUCCACGUUUGCAGCCCUGGGCCUCGCGUUUUACCUCCGUUACGGCUGGGAGUUUCUGGAGCACACCUACCUCUACCACCUGACGCGCCGAGACAUCCGCCACAACUUCUCGCCUUACUUUUACAUGCUGUACCUGACGGCGGAAAGCGAGUGGAGUUUACCCCUUGGACUUGCGGCCUUCCUCCCGCAGCUCCUCCUCCUGUUGGUCAUAUCCUUGGCUUAUUACCAGGACCUUGUCUUCUGCUGCUUCCUGCAGACUGCGGUGUUUGUGAGCUUCAACAAAGUGUGCACAUCCCAGUAUUUCCUCUGGUACCUUUGCCUCCUUCCACCUGUGCUGCCUCGCUUGAGGAUGUCUUGGGUACGGGCUGCCACGCUUCUCCUGCUGUGGCUUCUUGGACAGGGUCUGUGGUUGGCGCCAGCCUAUUUUCUGGAGUUCAAAGGGCAAAACACUUUCUUGCUCAUCUGGCUAGCAGGCUUGCUCUUCCUCCUUAUCAACUGCACGAUCCUCGUUCAGAUUAUUUCUCACUAUUGUACGGUGCAGGUGACCAGGAAAGUGAAGCAGCGGUGAGGCCUGACUCCUCACAAAGGAGGAAUCUUGCAGGUGUUUCUCUGAGAGGGGUUAUUCAUUGAGCAAGACUGGGUAACAACAAACAUUUUUUUAAAAGUUUGGGGGAUUUCUUUUUCGGUAUCGUUUUUGCACCGUUUUGGAAACUCUCACCCUUCGUUUUGAGAAAGGCGAAGGCCUUUUUUUGAGGUCUGCUUCUUCUGAAACAUGACUAUUGAUGUGUUUUCAUUUGUUACGUAACUGGUUCCCAUUUCUACUGCAUUGCACCGUUCAGAUAUUUUAACGGCACUUGAUGUCAGGAGUUGGAGUCUGGAGUAGGUCAGCAAUAAAAAGCCCACAGGUGUGAGUGAAGUUCACUCUUUAUUCAAAGAAACCAAAACAGCUCAGGCCUAGUGAUCCCAGCAACUCUUCCCAAUAGGUCUUGCCCCAAUGAAGCAGUUCUGAGGACUGAAGGUCCUCGCCUUCCCACCAAUCUCUAGGACUCCUCCUCUCCCUGGUUAUUCCACAGCAACAGCAAGCUGAGGCUCUGUCUAGUCUCUCUUUGCUCUGCCCUCUUCAUUCCUCUAUGGGAUACCAGGGAGGAGAGGAGCUGGUCGCAGCAAGAAAGGAAGACUCCCUGGUUUCUUCAGCAGCCCACCUCAUCUCCGUCUCCUGGUCCCCCUCCUCUCCAGCCUUUGAUUCUGGACUGCUCUCUGCCACAGCCUCUUCCUGCUCACUAAACCCUGUUGCCUCUCCAGCUUCCGACACCUCCUCCUCCCAGUCUGCCCCUUCUUCUCCCUCUGACCACUCAUCUCCGUCUCACCACCAGUCCCCUGGCUCAGAGCCUUCUUCCCUAGCUGGUGCCUCCCACCAUUCCUCUGUGUCCAGCACAGGUGUAAUACGUGCAAGUCCCGGUGUAAUAUUAUAUUUGCCCCAAAGCGCCGACUGGACUUUCUGUAUAUGAACCAGCCCUUCUCUGUGUUUCCCACUUGUGGGAAAAUGUAGGGGUCUUGGUCAGGCAAGAAGGGUCUUAUCAGUGUUGGCCCCCUUGCCUAUGUUCUUUCUAGGGAGACACCUAGCACCAUCUCUGGCAGCUUUUAGGUACCAGGCUAAGCUUUUUCCUGUUUAUCUAGGUCUUUUGUUAAUUAAUAAUGCUGCCUCCUAUGGUGGUGCUCAUCUUUUAGAUGCGUGGUUAGGACUAGAUCCUUAUUUUACUGUGCAUUUGUGUAUAUUGUAUUGUUGGCGCUUUAAUUUUUCUCUCCUCUUAAUUUUUUUUUCAUAUACUGCGUUUCAUUUGUUUGUCAAGUCCCUUUGAGACUGUAAAAAGCCACCAAUAAAUGAGAUGAUGACAAUGACGACGAUGAUGAUUAUGAUUAAUAAUAGAUGUUUAUUCACAUUUCCACCACAUUCUUGACCUACUGCUCUGUCAAUUGGCCAGCCAUGUAGCUGGCAAGUACAAAGGUUUUGCUGUUGCUGUUGCAAGUGUUUAACCUCUGCCUGGUUGCAUUGCUAAGCAUGCCCAAGAAACCCCCGUAGGUCAAAGAGCCUUCUGGGUCAAAGGAGUAAAUUCUCUGGAAAAUUAAACUAAAGUAAUUUCAGGGAGUUUCCAAGCGAUUGUUUUAAGUUUCUUCAUUCUCUCUCUUCUGUAGAAGUUGUUGAGUUUCCUGCAUCCCACAAUAGCAGCCGUUGCUGCAAUAACAUAAUUUGCUCUGGAAAGCAAAUCUUUAUGAGCCCCUGAGCUGAAGCUAUUUUUGUGAUGGUUGAUUUUGAAAUUGAUUCCUUUUUUUGUGUUUGUUUUUGUUUCUUGUAAUGUAUUUCUUUGUUUGUUUCUUUUUUUAUAAGCCCC
Messenger RNA from Podarcis lilfordi (Lilford's wall lizard), 7730 nucleotides. The record is from the annotation of a GenBank genome assembly. Lineage: Eukaryota; Metazoa; Chordata; Lepidosauria; Squamata; Lacertidae.